This is a messenger RNA of Juglans microcarpa x Juglans regia, 1723 nucleotides long. RefSeq names its product protein SRG1-like. Lineage: Eukaryota; Viridiplantae; Streptophyta; Magnoliopsida; Fagales; Juglandaceae. The record is from RefSeq and is a predicted model, not a curated record. The transcript is spliced from 4 exons. The coding region runs from base 53 to 1162 and encodes 369 amino acids.
UCACCUACUUGGUUAUAACAAGCUGCUAGUGCUGGUGCAACUAGGUUAAGCAAUGGCAACACUGGAUGCAGUUGACUUUUUGAGCGCAAAUUCAGAUCUCAGCGUUAUGGAGCUCACCAAAAAGCCACUUACAACAAUCCCUCAGAACUAUAUUUGUCCAGAUCAAGAGCCAGUACUACUUGGUCUCUCUGAUCAUGACUGCAAUACUACUUUGCCUACGCUUCCAACAAUCGACAUGGAAAAAUUGAUCAUCGGGGAGACCACUGACAUAGAACUAGACAAGUUGCAUUCUGUUUGCAAAGCUUGGGGCCUUUUUCAGUUGGUGAAUCAUGGAGUAAGUUCUUCACUACUAAACAAGCUGAACAAGGAGAUUGAAGAAUUCUUCAAGCUUCCCUUGGAAGAGAAAAUGAAAUACAAGAUAAGGCCAGGUGAUGUUGAAGGCUAUGGAACAGUCGUCCGACCCAAAGCUCAAAACCUUGAUUGGGGUGAUAGGUUCUACAUGACAAUCAACCCUAUUCACAAAAGAAAGCCAUAUUUAUUCCCAGAGCUACCUUCAUCCUUCAGAAACACCUUAGAGUCAUAUUUCUCAGAGCUGCAGAACCUUGCCAUGAUACUUAUGGAGUUGAUGGGAAAAGCUCUGAAGAUAGACAAGAGAGAGAUGGAGGAGUUAUUUGAAGAUGGGAUGAGAUCAGUGAGGAUGACAUGCUAUCCACCAUGCCCACAACCAGAGCUUGUUGUUGGCUUUCCUCCUCACUCUGACGCUACUGGUAUCACCAUCCUUCAUCAAGUCAAUGGAGUUGAGGGUCUCCAGAUUAAGAAAGAUGGGGUUUGGAUUCCUGUGAACUUCCUUCCACAUGCCUUUGUUGUCAACGUAGGAGACAUCAUGGAGAUCUUGAGCAAUGGAGCCUAUACCAGCGCUGAGCACAGGGUAGCAGUCAAUUUAGAGAAAGAAAGGAUGUCGAUCGCUGUGUUCUUCAACCCCAAAUCCGAGGCAGAGAUUGAGCCUUUGAAAAGUCUGUUGAACACUACAAAAAGCCCACCUUUAUUUAGAAGGGUUUCCAUUGAAGAUUUUCACAAAGAUUUCUUCUCCCGUGAUUUCAAAGGAAAGACAAAUUUGGAUUAUUUAAGGAUUAAAACUGGGGAAGGUAAUACUCAUGAUUAAAUGAGAACUAUCACUGCAUGCGCGUGUCAUGUAGCUAUAUAUAUAUAUAUAUAUAUGUAUAUAUAAAUGCACCCAUAAAUUACCAUAUUGUCAAUGCCCAAAAUUGAUAGUUUACACACCCUAAACUAUUGAAUUGUUAGCAAUUUGCAUCCCAGUUAAUUAAGAAUCCGUGAAAAACAAGGCUCGAACGUGACAUGAUUAAUUUUAAUGGUCAUAAUUUUAACUAAGGGUGCAAAUUGCUAAAACUUGAUAGUUUAAGGUAUGCAUAAAUUACCAAUUUUGAUAUAUAGUUUAUAGUAUAAAUAAUAAAAAAGAAAUAUGGCAAUUCAUGGGUAGUCAAUGUGGUGUGUCAAAUAAUUAGAAGUAGUAGUACUACUACUACUCUUAUGUCUAUGAUCAAGUAGUGGUCAAAGGGGAAGACACUGUAAUAUUAUUAAAUAUUCCUGUCGUCUUUGCCACAGUUGUAACAUUAUAUAUAGGCUCGAUCCAGCUUGGUUAAGUAUGAAUGAACUGUGUUCUGUACAAAGCUUUUAUAAAGUGGAAAAUUAAUUAGCAGGGUUA